This is a messenger RNA of Leptopilina heterotoma, 3838 nucleotides long. RefSeq names its product methanethiol oxidase. Bases 200 to 1627 code for a protein of 475 amino acids. Gene Ontology annotation, molecular function: selenium binding. NCBI's taxonomy places the organism in Eukaryota, Metazoa, Arthropoda, Insecta, Hymenoptera, Figitidae. The transcript is spliced from 8 exons. The record is from RefSeq and is a predicted model, not a curated record.
UUGGUUAAGAAGGUCAAGUAAGAUAGGAAGGGGAAACGGAUCUCUCUAUACGUAACUGAUUAUUCUUGUCAGACACUUUCAUAUGUGUUUAAUUUUCGAUGCAGAAAAAAAGAAAAUUGUGACUUGAGAAUUUGAAUAUUUCUUCUGUUUACAUUGCAUUUUUCCCCUCUUUAAUUGUGGAAAUUAAAUUUACAUUAAUAUGGCCAAAGUAAAGAAAUGUCAGUCUGGUGGUCCUGGAUAUAGAUCUCCUAAAGCAGCAAUCAAGGAGGGACCAAGAGAAAAAUUAAUGUACACUGUUUGUAUACAUACAAAUUCAGCUAAAGCUGAUGUACUCUGUACAAUUGACAUUGAUCCAGAGAGUUCAACAUAUUGUCAAAUAUUACAUAAGCUGAGAAUGAAAUAUGUUGAGGAUGAAUUACAUCAUUCUGGAUGGAACAUUUGCAGCAGUUGUCAUAAUGUUCCUAAGAAAAGGGACACUUUGAUUCUUCCAUGUUUCAAUUCAGAUCGCAUUUAUUUUGUGGAUGUUUCAAAUGAAAAGGAACCCAAAAUAAAAAAAAUUAUUGAACCAGAAGAAUUGCAUAAGCUGGGAGCAGCAACUCCUCACACAUCACACUGUUCUCCAACUGGAGAAAUAAUGAUUUCAAUAAUUGGUACACCAGAUGGUGAUGCUCAGGGAGAUUUUAUUUCUAUUGAUAGUAACAAUCUUGAGAUCAAAGGAAUGUGGACAAAAGGAGAUAAGAAGGCUAACUUUGGUUAUGACUUUUGGUACCAACCUUAUCACGAUGUUCUUGUAGCUUCUGAAUGGGCAGUUCCAAGUACCAUUAAAAGAGGAUACAAGAUUACUGAUGGAAGUGAUCCCACACUUUAUGGACAAAGUUUAAACAUUUAUUCAUGGAAGGAUCAGAAACUUCUUCAGGUAUUAGAUCUUGGUAAAGAUGGAGUUGCUCCCCUUGAAACGAGAUUCCUUCAUGAACCAACUUCCUGCGAAGGAUAUGUUGGAUGUGCAGUAAGCUCGAGUGUCUUUAGAUUUUUUAAAAAUGAUUCUGGAACUUGGUCUGCAGAAAAAGUUAUUCAAAUACCACAAAAGAAUGUAGAAGGUUGGAUAGAUACAAAAGUUCCAGGCAUGAUAACGGAAAUUCUGAUCAGUCUUGACGACAAGUUUCUGUAUUUAUCAAAUUGGCUACAUGGAGAUGUCAGACAGUAUGAUAUAACAGAUAGAAGAAAUCCUAAACUCUCAGGACAAGUUUUCCUAGGAGGAGUUAUUCUGUCAGAUUCAAAUGUCCGUGUUCUUGAGGAUAAAGAGUUAAAAAAGCAGCCUGAUCCUGUUUACAUUAAGGGACGUCGUGUAUAUGGUUCACCGCAAAUGUUACAAUUGAGCUUAGAUGGUCGACGACUCUACGUUACAUCUUCACUUUACAAACCAUGGGAUAAGCAAUUUUAUCCUGAACAUGUCAAGCAUGGUUCAACGAUGUUGAAAAUAGAUGUGGACAUAGAUAAUGGAGGCAUGACACUUGAUAAAAACUUUUUGGUCGAUUUUGGAGCAGAUAAAGACGACAUUUUACUGGCUCAUGAAUCUAGGUAUCCUGGUGGAGAUUGUACAUCUGAUAUUUGGCUUGUGGAAUCAUAGAAAGUAAUCAUCAUUUAUCAUAAAAUAAAACUAACUGCAUUAUUUUGUUUUCUUUUUUAUAAUUUCACUUUUCACUGCGUUUCAUUUCAAAUCUUAAGAACAAUCAAAUAAAAAACAGAAUUUUGGAAACUAUAAAUUUUGUAUCUAAAUGUUAAGUAUAAGCAUCACAGUGGAGCAAAUAGUACUUUUCAGGGACAAAAAUCUAGCGCUCUUACAAUUUUCAACGGAUUUUGCUAGUUUAUUUUUAAUGUAAUCUUGAGUUUUCGGAGAAUAAAAUAACUUAUUUGAUAGAUAUUUAGUGAAAUUUUUUUAGAAGGUUGGAUUCGAAUGUAAGAUGUAAAAGGAUCUGAUGUAGUCAAUAAUUUAUUGAAACAUCUUCGUUAGUUGCAGAUCUGGAACAUUUUCUAGAAUGAUGUAAUCUAUAGUUUUUAUAAUCUUUAUUUCUGGCUUCUUGUACUUCUUCAGAUAGUUGUCCAAGAGGCAAAAUAGCAUUGUAUUUGAUUAUGCUUUCUCCAUAAAUUAGAACUUUGUGAACUGAAGAGGGCAUGUAGUACCAAUUAUAAUUACUUACAAAAAUUUGAGCUGUAUCGCGUGUAUAUUCACCAAACUUUCUUGCAUCAAUUCUUCUCCCACAAGACAUAGUUUGAAGUAGAAUAUAAAACCGUUUAAUUAAGUCUUCAUUUACACCGGUUAUUUCGGAGGCACAUGUAAAGUUGGAAUAGAAUCUUCUUCCAAUAUUUCCGUCUUUGCUAUUACCACUACCUUGACGAGGUUUGUCUAUUAUUAAACCAAAAUCUUCCCGGAAAUGAGUUUAUAUAUUUUUUCUCAACUUCCUUUUCUUUUUUAUUUUUUGCGGUAGUCACUAACCAUUUUUGAAACGAGGAGUUAUACGAUAUAUGAAAAAUCAACUCCAUAAAUCUGAUCCAUGCGUGUAAAGCAGAGAGUCCAAAUCUGAAUGUUUCCUCUCUUUCUGACAUAUUAAUUACAUACGUUCAAGAUUAUUCAUUUCGAAUGGCUCUAGCUAAACACACAUUGCAGGUGGCACAAGACACCUGCAAGUGUGUUUGUUAAAACUUUAACUACUUUACCAUCUUUUAUAGUAAAGUAUAAAUUGUGCUUUACUAAAAGAUUAUUUUCAUUUAUAAUUAUCGAUGAAGGUGCAGAGCAGCAAUUUGAAAUUCAAUGUCACUUACAGUGGUUCUUGUUUUCUCAGGAAUUUCUUUUGCAAACUCUAUGAAAAUGGGUCGACAAAAAAUGUUGAUGAAGGUGAUCAAUUUUGCCAAAUAAUAUUGCUAUUCUCCUAAUUGACCAGUUUAAGAGGCACAAGCAAAGAGAUCAAUAAAUUAGAAUCGGAAAUGAGUUCACUUUCGCCUGAUAGUAUGUGCUUAUAUUCGCUUUGUCCUGAACAACCAUUAAAGCCCCAUUUGCUAUAUAAAACCAAAUUCUGUUCACUCUUUGAAAUUAAUGAAAUUAAUUUUUAAUAUCCUACUAACAAUGUGGUUUGAAAAGAGAUUGCAACUCUAUCUGUCAGUUACUUCUGUGUUUUCAGGGUAACAUUCGUCUUUAGCGUUUACCAUUUGCGCUUAUAUGUCGGAAACAGACUUAUACUUCUUUCAUGAUAUAAUAACAAAGAUACUCAUAUUUUUAUUUUGAUAAAUUUAAAUGAAGCAAUAUUUGUUUAAGCUUCAUCGUUGGAAUAAGAAUCUAUACUAAUAUUUUCUUCUUUUAAAUGCAUAUAAACAUCAUUUAAGGUUUCAGAUAAUAUGAAGCGUAAUUUUUCAAUUACAGCAGCUUUUGUUUUAUUUUGUCAAUGGAUCACAAACCUUCUACGUAAGAGUAAUGAAUUUGAUCCAUUCCAGAUUCUGUAAAUAAUUUUAUAGCAUUUAUACGAUUGCUUUUAUUUGAAGAAAUUUCAUAUUCCUUGCAUAGUCUUCCCCGUGUUAUUUCCGAAGAUGUUACAGGCUCUUCUGCAUCUAAUUGGAUAGAGAUAUCUCUUUUCAGACACAUUUCAUUAUUUAUUUGUUUAUACACCUGUCUUCAGCCUUACAUACUUGGCUAUACAAGUGUCUCUUUACAAAUUUCGCUAUUACAAUAUUUCUAUAAUUAUUUCCUUAUACUAAAUUUUGCGCCUACAGAGAGACUUGAAAAUUAGGAGUACUCGCAUUUGCCUGGACCACCCGUCUAAUGGGUUUUCUCGCCAGUGGAGAGGAA